This is a messenger RNA of Tripterygium wilfordii, 1062 nucleotides long. RefSeq names its product transmembrane emp24 domain-containing protein p24beta2-like. The transcript is spliced from 5 exons. The record is from RefSeq and is a predicted model, not a curated record. Gene Ontology annotation, cellular component: Golgi apparatus; endoplasmic reticulum-Golgi intermediate compartment; endoplasmic reticulum. NCBI's taxonomy places the organism in Eukaryota, Viridiplantae, Streptophyta, Magnoliopsida, Celastrales, Celastraceae. The coding region runs from base 168 to 806 and encodes 212 amino acids. Gene Ontology annotation, biological process: Golgi organization; endoplasmic reticulum to Golgi vesicle-mediated transport; intracellular protein transport.
AAGGAGAUCAAGUACAGACGGCCGAGAAGAACAGGAACUUUGAAGACUUCAAAAUCCGAACCCUGUCCCCUUUUGAAGGUUCAGUCUUUGAUCUAAUAAGUUAUCUCACACCCUUCGAGUGCCGUAUCAGAUCGAGAUCCUUCAACUUUGAAGGUUCAAACUUGAAAAUGAGAAUUGGGCUAGAAGAGCUGUUUGUUUUUCUUCUUCUUGCAAUUUUGUCCAGCCCAGAAGCUGUUUUUGGGAUCAGAAUUGUGAUUGACAGAGAGGAAUGCUUCUCACACGACGUUAAAUAUGAAGGAGAUACAGUUCAUGCGUCUUUUGUUGUCAUCAAGGUCGAUUCCGCGUGGCAUUUUAGUGAAGAUGGUGUUGAUCUUGUGGUGAAGGGACCUUCUGGUGACCAGAUUCAUGAUUUUCGUAACAAAGUAAGCGAGAAGUUUGAAUUUAUGGCUCGCCAAAAAGGGGUCCACCGCUUCUGCUUCACUAAUAAAUCUCCUUACCAUGAAACCAUAGACUUUGACGUACAUGUUGGCCAUUUUUCAUAUUAUGAUGAGCAUGCAAAAGACGAGCAUUUUAAACCUUUGUUAGAUCAGAUAUCGAACUUAGAAGAAGCUCUUUACAAUAUUCAAUUUGAACAGCAUUGGCUAGAAGCUCAGACUGAACGCCAGGCAAUAGUAAAUGAUGCGAUGUGCAGGAGGGCAAUUCACAAGGCUUUUUACGAAUCUGCAGCACUCAUUGGUGCUAGUGUUGUCCAAGUUUACCUUCUCCGCCGCCUGUUUGAUCGUAAACUUGGCAUGUCAAGAGUUUAGUUUUGGCACAGGAUAUGGCGCAAGUUGUUACUCUCAAUCAUACAAUCUGAACCCAUUUUAGGAUUGUUACUAACUGAUAGUCUUUUAAGGAUUUUCCCUGUAUGUUGGUAGUUUUCCAUUUAUUGUAUAAGGCAUCACAGGUCACUCGAUUCCUUAAGGAGUGAAGGCAAUAAUUGCCAACUUUUAUGCACUUUUCUGGGUUCUGCUUCACUGUUAACAAGAGUUUUGCCAAUACUAAGUUUAUCAACAGUUCUUA